Molecule: messenger RNA, 771 nt
Organism: Colletotrichum graminicola M1.001
Lineage: Eukaryota; Fungi; Ascomycota; Sordariomycetes; Glomerellales; Glomerellaceae
Product: rpsU-divergently transcribed protein
Exons: 2
Coding region: 1-771 (256 amino acids)
Biological process (GO): ubiquinone biosynthetic process
Cellular component (GO): mitochondrial inner membrane
Molecular function (GO): lipid binding
Source: RefSeq, a predicted model, not a curated record
AUGUCACAUCUCUGUCGCCCAGCGACUAGAGCGGCCUUGCGGUCUCUUCGCCAGUGUCCAAGUGCUGCCUUCGCCGGCCCCCGAACAACCCGAUCCUAUCAAUCCUACGACCAUCCGGAUUCGACGACAUAUUUCCACCCACAGGAAAAAACUAUCCUAUCCGCCGCCUACAAGCAUGUGCCGGAGCACGGUUUCUCACACAAGGCUCUCGCUCUUGGCGCCAAGGAUACCGGAUAUCUCGACAUCAGCACCAGUGUGCUGUCAGAUGGCCCCUUCAACCUGAUCCGGCACCAUCUUGUGGAAAGGCGGGAAGGCUUGGCUGUUAAGAGCAAGGAAAUACUCGGGGAGGGGUCGCAGUUUGAUAUUGACGAGAAAGUCGAGCGUCUCACGUGGCAGCGCUUGUUAGAAAACGCGACCAUCAUCGACCGCUGGCAAGAGGCAUUGGCCAUCAUGGCACAACCGAGCUAUGCGCCCGCUUCAAUCAAGGAACUGGCCAAACUAGUGGACGAGAUUUGGUUUCUUUCUGGCGACGUCUCCGUCGAUGCUUCGUGGUAUACUAAGCGUGCGAGCUUAUCCAUGAUAUACGCUUCAAGCGAGCUUUUCAUGACCAAUGACAAGUCCGCUGGUUUUCGAGAUACGAAGGACUUCCUUCGGCGGAGACUGAACGAGGUCAAGGGGGCUGGCGAUGUCCUGGGCUCCGUGGGACAGUGGGUUGGCUUCACAGCUAGCGCAGGUGUCAACGUACUGAGAAGCAAGGGGCUUCGAAUCUAG